UCAUUCCAUAGGGACAGAGACAGGACAACGCAUUCUGACAAACUCUACAACAAAGGCUGUGGUCGAUUUGUAAGUCGCGCAGCAAUCUCCUUCACAAUGGCAUCACAAGUCGGCGGCAGCACGAAUGCUGCUUCUACCACCACAGAUGGAUACCAAGAACCGUCCGACGUUUUGAAACGUUUGUUCUUGCCCCCAAAGACGCCGUCUCUCGUGCUGUCGGGCGAUUCGCGUUGGCUGAUAUCGACCGAGGAGCCACCCCUGCCGUCGAUCGAGUUGCUCUCCAAGCCGGAAGAGAAAYUGGCGGGGUUGCGAUUCGAUCCGGUCCUGUUGGCACCCUCGCGUCUCCAAUAUUCGUUUGGUCUCAAGGCCCAGUACCUGUCACUACAACCGGYAGCAACGUCGACUUCGGAACAAGUCGAAAGCCCUUCACAAGUAGCGCAAGAAAUUCCCCUCCCGUCGGACAGCGAAGGCAUUCGCUAYAUUCGAUUCAAUCCAAAUCCUCCGGAGUACGCACAGCAACAAUUUGUCUUUGCGAGCAAAAAGAAAAACGAAAAUGUGUUGGAGCUAUACGUCUGCAAUUUGGUGGCCAAGAACGAACAAGAGAAUGUGCGCUGGACAGUGCACCCCGUCUCGGCACUGAAUGAAAGGCGAUUGAACUUCGUCAACGGCUGCGCCUAUCAGUUUUCCUCUGACGGAAGAUUCUUGUUGUGCAAGGUUGUUCCGGAGGGGCACCCGUCCGAAGCUCCUAUCUCGGAGUCGCCCGCAGGUGUCGGCCCCUCCAUCCAGACGGUCACCGAAGGCGCACGAAAGGCACCUGGACGAACCUACCAGGAUCUGCUGAAAAACAAGCACGACGAAGAAAAAUUUCGAUACUAUCUUACGACAGAACUGGUGAGCCUCGAGCUGGAGAAAAGUGCCACGAGCUACGACUCUGCCGCUGUCGUAACACAAUCCAGGGGUGGUUUUAUUCCCUGCUCCAUGGAGACCAGCCCGUGCGGGAGGUAUCUUCUAGUGGAGUCUAUCACAGAAUUAUCCUAUUCUGUUCCCUUUCGUCGCUUUGGAAAAGAAGUUUCUGUUUGGGAUUUGAAACAGAAUACAACCGCUACCAAUGAUAGCAUUCUAACCGUUGCAUCCAUUCCGGUAGACGAUGAAAUUCCAUUAAGCUACGACGCGUGUUCGAGACAUAAGCGUGGGUUUCGAUUCCAUCCGUGCCUUCCACACACCCUGAUUUACGCCCACGCGCUGGACGAAGGAGAUCCUGCAAACAAUCCGAUGGCGUGCGAAGACGGUAGCUUCCGCGACGCUGUUUAUACACAAGACAUCGUGCCCAACAAGUCUCCGGAGGAUGACGGAGCAUCUGUGCUUAAAGAGCCUGCCUUGUCGCUGCAAGAGCCCGUAACUUUGUGCCGAUUAGAAUGGCGCUAUGACGACAUCGACUUCACGGAAUCGGGGAUCAUUCUGGUAGACGAGUAUCGAUGGAAUGAUCGAAUGGAGCGGAAAUGGGGACUACAUCCAAAACCCACAUCUCCAGGUAGCAACAGCGGUACGACAAAGCAUGCAACCACCGACACCACAAAAACUCUGCUUUGGGAACGGUCGUGGGAAGACCGGUACUCGUCUCCGGGAACGCCGGUCCGAACACGAGGGCGGAACGGCAAGUAUUUUGUUCGCGAAGCAAAGAACACUCCGGGAACUAUCUUCUUGAGGGGAAUGGGAGCCUCUCCGCUUGGGGACAGACCGUUUUUGGAUCGCAUGGAACUGGCCACUGGUGCAAGAGAGCGACUCUGGAGGUGCAAGGCUCCCCGAGAGGGAGAGAUUCCGAAAAAUAAUAACGAUGAUGCUCCCUCUGAGGUAGGAGGCCGAACGCCCGCCCCUGACGAACGCGACGACGUGUACGAAACGUUUGUCGUGAUAAUGGAGGACCAAGAUUCGAUCCUGAUCAGUCGCGAGAGCAAAACAACGCCUCGGAAUUACUACCUAACGUCCUUGAGCAAACCAGGCACUGAAUCUACCGUCACUGCAUUUCCUCACCCCCAACCCGACUUGAUCGGGGUUUCAAAGGAAUUAGUCCAAUACAAACGAAAGGAUGGUGUGGACCUAACCGCAAACCUUUAUCUUCCAGCCGAUUACGAUGGAACCCCACGACCAACUUUGUUUUGGGCCUAUCCGAGGGAAUACAAAAACUCCAAGGCGGCAGGUCARAUCAAGGGAAGCAAACACAAGUUCGUUUCUGCUCACUGGGCAUCACCGAUUCACUGGACCGCGAAAGGAUGGGCUGUCAUGGACGAUUUCUCGAUGCCCGUUAUCGGAGAGGGAGAUGCACAACCGAACGACACCUUCAUCGAGCAAAUUGUUGCGGGUGCAACGGCGGGCGUGGAGUACGCAGUCCAGCGCGGGGUUUGCGAUCCUGACAGAUGUGCUGUUGGGGGACAUUCCUACGGAAGCUUUAUGACGGCGCACUUGUUGUCUCACACUAGUCUGUUUGCGGCCGGCAUUGGAAGGAGCGGGGCCUUCAAUCGYACCCUCACCCCCAUGUCGUUCCAAUCGGAGGAUAGAAGCAUCUGGGAGGCCCCGGACACGUACAUUACCAUGAGCCCCCUAAUGCAUGCCAAGAAAUACUCCGAACAGGACCGCGUGGGGAAGAUGUUGCUGAUCMACGGCGCCGAGGACGAAAAUUCCGGAACUUAUCCGCUCCAAAGCGAACGCUACUUUGCCGCCCUGAAGGCUUUUGGUAUCAAGUCUCGGCUCUGUGUGCUCCCUUAUGAACGCCACUCGUACCGGGCGAAAGAGUCCAUCCUACAUAUGGCCUGGGAACAAGAGGAAUGGUUGAGAAGUUUGGAAUAAAAACGGGCGGAUGGUGGCGAUCAAUUCUGACACAAACCCUGGAGAAAAACCAUAUGUCAGCAUAGGGGCUGCUGUUGUAUCUCGAGGUAGAACGAGUAACACGAACUGUUGGUCUUUUCUUCAGUAUUUGCACUUGAACUUCUGUUUUCUUGUGCCACAAUUAAAGCUUUUUGAAUAGUGAUAUGAACGAUCGGAAUAAUUGAAUCACUAAGACCUAAUAUAUGAUACAAUGAACG
Pseudo-nitzschia multistriata is the source of this 3080-nucleotide messenger RNA. Lineage: Eukaryota; Bacillariophyta; Bacillariophyceae; Bacillariales; Bacillariaceae. The record is from the annotation of a GenBank genome assembly.